CUGCAGUGACUCCAGGAAAGGCAAAAUGAAGGCAGGGCGGUCACGCUGAGCUCACGUUUCCUCUUGCACCACUAUGAGAGGUUCGUUCCUAGAAGCCUGAGUCAAACUUCUGGCACGAUGGGAACUGCCCGCCAUGGAGCAGCGGCUCUCACAGCCUGGGAUGGAUCCUUCAGCAAUGUCAGAUGCGGGAUCACAACAGACAGUGACUUGCCCUGUGCAGCUUCAAAGCUGGCAACAACAGCUACAGCCUUGCUGGGUGGCCAAGAUUACACUGCCAAUUCAAGUGACUACCCCUAUGAGUACCUGAAUGAGGAAGACUACGUGCUCUAUGGCCUUUGCACCAAAGAAGAGGUGGUGUCCUUUGGCAAAGCAUUCUUGCCAGCUUUUUACAGCAUGUUAUUUCUGGUUGGGUUCAUUGGGAACGCUCUUCUGUUUACUGUCCUCAUGUAUGUCAGUAAGCAAAAGAAGACAGCAGAGGUGUAUCUGCUGAACCUGGUGGUUUCGGAUUUUCUCUUGCUGCUAACCCUUCCUUUCUGGGCCCUGUUCAUUUCUCAGUGGGUGACCUGGGAUCUGUUGUGCCCACUCUUAAAUGCCAUGUACAUCAUGAAUUUUUACAGCGGUAUCUUUUCUGUAAGCUGCAUGAGUCUGGACACGUAUCUGCAGGUAGCUCAUGCCUACUCUCCUCACAGCUCUGUGACACGGAAGAAGUCCUUCCUCGUCUUGUUGGUGCUGUGGGUCCUCUCCAUACUCCUCUCCAUUCCCGAUGCCCUCUUCAGCAGCACGAAGGAAAUGCACAACAAAACCAUCGUGUGCACGCAUGAUUACGGCCAGAAACACUUCUUUUGGAAAGUUGUCUUUCAGGUCACUCAAAACAUCCUGGGUUUCCUUUUGCCUUUCUUCUUCAUGGUGUUCUGCUAUUCCCGCAGCGUGUGUGUCCUCACAACGUCUCGGGUGCCUGGCUCGAGGAGAGCGCUGCUCUUUGUCUUUACUCUGGUGGUUGUCUUCUUUAUCCUGUGGUUCCCUUACAACAUUGUCCUCGUCCUUCACUCCCUGCAAUACGUUGGUUUGAUCCAGAGCUGUGAGAGGAGUAGGCAACUGGACUAUGCCAUGCAGAUCACAGAGAGCUUGUCCUUUGUCCACUGCUGCCUCAACCCUGUGCUCUACGCUUUUAUGAAGAAACGAUUCAGGUUGUACCUACAGAAGAUCCCUCAGGCUUUCUGUAGGAAGGGCACCUUCGACAUCCAGCUCUCAGAAACAAGCUGCUCUUGCAGCAGAUACACCGCUCAGAUAGAAAUGUUGAGCGUCACCAACACAUGAUAAAUUCUUUCUGGCUUUUGCCACGGGGCAAUGUGCUCAGCCAGGCUCACCCCUUAGCCUACCAGGAGAUGCAACAGGAAGAACAGGCAGUUUUAAGUGGGUCUGAACCACACUGAAGCGUACUGAGCAGGACACUGUGUCUACCCAAGGGAUGGAUCCUUGGUCUGAGAUCAGUUUCAUAGAAUCAUAGAAUCAUAGAAUCACCAAGGUUGGAAAAGACCUAAAAGAUCACCCAGUCCAACCGUUC
Messenger RNA from Centrocercus urophasianus (Greater sage-grouse), 1564 nucleotides. RefSeq names its product atypical chemokine receptor 2 (gene ACKR2). The transcript is spliced from 3 exons. The record is from RefSeq and is a predicted model, not a curated record. Gene Ontology annotation, biological process: G protein-coupled receptor signaling pathway; immune response; chemotaxis. The coding region runs from base 118 to 1317 and encodes 399 amino acids. Gene Ontology annotation, cellular component: membrane. Lineage: Eukaryota; Metazoa; Chordata; Aves; Galliformes; Phasianidae. Gene Ontology annotation, molecular function: chemokine receptor activity.